UUGCGCCUCUCGCGGAAGACAGAGAAAAGUAUAGCAAAGUCUGAUUAGAAUUUGUGCCGCACUCGACAAGAGGAAAAAUCAAAACAAUGAACAUGGCGGAGCCGAGCAACGAGGCUGCUUCCUCGAGCAGCGUUUCAGAGCAGACCGCGUCGGUUGCACCGAUGCGAGACGAGAUUGAAAAGGUCGAGGAUUUCCUCGAGCCCGACAAGAAGCGUCGUAAACAGGUGCGCGGCGAUGGGAAAACCGAGCAGAAGUUGGAGCACCGAUUGGGCGGCAUCCUCUGCUGCGCAGUUUGUCUUGAUCUGCCCAGGGCGGCCGUCUAUCAGUGUACUAAUGGACACUUGAUGUGUGCUGGUUGCUUCACUCAUGUCCUCGCAGAUGCCAGGCUACGAGAUGAAUUGGCUACCUGUCCUAACUGCAGAAUUGAAAUCAGCAAAACAUCUGCAUCUCGAAAUUUGGCAGUUGAAAAAGCGGUAUCUGAAUUGCCUGCAGAAUGUCAAUACUGUGCCAAGGAGUUCCCGCGAAAUUCUUUGGAACGUCAUGAAGAAACCAUGUGCGAAGAAAGGAUAUCAAGUUGCAAAUACAGUAGGAUUGGUUGUCCAUGGCGAGGUCCAAACCAUGAAGGGCCAGAACACGAAGCACACUGCGCUCAUCCUCAUCGCACUGGAGCAGAUGUUAUGGAAGCUUUACGUGACAUUGAUGCUCGUACUUUAGAAGAACGUAGGCUCUAUGACAAUGUCUUUGAUCUUUUGUCCUACGAAAAAAUCACUUUCAAUGAUUUACAAAUGAAGCCAUAUCGUACUGAUGAAUUCGUUCAUAAAUUGUUUUACGAAACAUCUCGUUUCACGGCAUUCAAUAAUCAAUGGGUUGUGAAAGCAAGGAUUAAUAAUAGUCAACGUGAUCCUACUCAAAGUUCUGAACGGGACAUAACUUAUCAAUUGAUCUUGAAAACAAAAACAACCUAUCCACUACCCUUGCAUUAUUUGAUAUUGAAAGGACCUUUCGGUGAUAUGAAAGUACAGCCAAGAAUUCACAGAUUUGAGUUCACGGAACAAGAUAACGAAAGUCCAUAUUUGCCUAUACCAUUACCAGAUACAGCAGAGUGCAAUAGACUUCUUGCUGCAAAAGCAAUUAGUUUCAGGUUAAUAAUGUUCCUGGCAUCUAAAUAAGAAUAUAUUUGUUAUCGUAAUCUUACGACAACAGAAUGCGAUAACUCAAUUUCUUAAGUAUAAUUAUAAUGAAAAUGUAGAUCACAAAGAGUUAGAACCAUUUAUAGUAAUAAUAAUGAUAAAGCUUAUAAUAUGAUUAUUAAAAAACCAGAUGCUAAUAACAUUAUAGCAAGCAAAAGUAUAUAAUUGAAAAAAAAAAAAUAAGUUAUUAAUUAAAAUAUAAUCUAAGGCAAUAUUAUAUAGCAGAUAUUUGAAGAUAGAAACAAUUUAAGAAAAUACUUUUCUUGAAUGUUUUUCUUCCUGCUGAAAUUUUUGAAUUAUGUGUGUUUGUAAAUUCUAAAAAUCAAAGAAAGAUAUAGUUGGAAAAUCAUGUAGAAUCUUGUUAACCGAGUCUAUUGAAUUAUAUUCAUGACUAAAAAACAAAAAGUACAUUUCUAAAGUUAGUUUACUUAGAACUACUGUAGUGAAUGUCACAAUGAGUUUGUUAUCAUCUUAAUUCACGAUUAGUAAACAAAACUUAAUAUAUAGAUUCACUUAUUUAUAUACUAAGUGUUGUUGAUGUAAAAUCUUAUAUUAUUGUAAUUAUAUACAUUUAAAUAAAUUUAUUAUAACGAUAACGAGAUCAUAAAUUAUGUGCGUAUUAAUGUACCUGUUCGUAAUAACAGGAGAAAAAAGAAAAAAAAGUU
Messenger RNA from Polistes canadensis, 1855 nucleotides. RefSeq names its product cysteine and histidine-rich protein 1 homolog. The record is from RefSeq and is a predicted model, not a curated record. NCBI's taxonomy places the organism in Eukaryota, Metazoa, Arthropoda, Insecta, Hymenoptera, Vespidae. The transcript has 6 exons. Gene Ontology annotation, cellular component: nucleus. The coding region runs from base 87 to 1169 and encodes 360 amino acids. Gene Ontology annotation, molecular function: zinc ion binding.